AUGACGGCAAACCAAGCAGUAAAGACAGUCGAGGCGGGCGUCGCCAAAGUCGUCGACGCCCCCAUCCCCAAACUACCCGCCGACGACUACAUCCUGGUCAAGACGACGGCCGUGGCCGUCAACCCGACAGACUGGAAGCACGUCGACCUCGCCGACAAGGCUGGGUGCGUCGGCAUCUGGGUCGGGUGCGACUACGCCGGCGUCGUUGAGGAGGUGGGCAAGGGCGUCACCAAGGAGUUUAAGAAGGGGGACCGGAUCUGCGGGCCUGUGAAUGGAUCCAACGCCCUGAGAGAGAUUGACGGCGCGUUUGCAAAGUACAUUGCCGUCAAGGGCGACGUGCAAAUCAAGACGCCGGAUAACAUCUCCGACGAGGAGGCCGCGACGCUCGGGAUUGCCGUCACGACGGUUGGUCAAGGCCUCUACCAAACCCUUAACCUCCCCCUCCCGACCGAGCCCACGACCGAGUCCCCCGCGCCCACGAUCCUCAUCUACGGCGGCAGCACGGCCAUGGGCAUCUCGGGCAUCCAGUACGCGACGCUCUCGGGCUACCGCGUCAUCGCCACCGCGUCCCCGCACAACUUUGACUACCUAAAGUCACUGGGCGCGACCGAGGUGUACGACUACAAGUCGCCCACCGUGUCUGAGGACAUUCGCAAGGCGACAAACGACGAGCUGACGCUCGCGUGGGACUGCCAGUCGACCGUCGAGAGCGCCGUGCUCGUGGCCAAGGCGCUGAGCAGCACGAAAGGAGGCGUGAUUGGGACGCUGUUGCCUCUUGAUAAGAAGAAGGUGCAGGAGGCGAAUGAGAAAGUGGAGGUGAAGAUGAGUUUGUAUUAUACCGUUUUUGGCGAGGAGUUUGGAUACUUUGGCAAGAGGGACGCCGUACCAGAAAACUACGAAUUCGGCAAAAAGUUUUGGGAAAUCAGCCGCGGCCUGCUGGCCGAGGGCAAGCUGAAGCCCAUCCGCGUCGUCAAGAACCAAGGGGGCAGCGGCCUCGAGGGCGUCGUCGUGGGCCUGAAGGAGUUGAAGGAGGGCAAGGUUAGCGCGGGCAAGCUCGUCUACACCAUUUGA
This is a messenger RNA of Colletotrichum orchidophilum, 1071 nucleotides long. Its product is annotated as zinc-binding dehydrogenase. The transcript is spliced from 4 exons. Lineage: Eukaryota; Fungi; Ascomycota; Sordariomycetes; Glomerellales; Glomerellaceae. The record is from RefSeq and is a predicted model, not a curated record. Bases 1 to 1071 code for a protein of 356 amino acids. Gene Ontology annotation, molecular function: oxidoreductase activity, acting on NAD(P)H.